This is a messenger RNA of Pelmatolapia mariae (spotted tilapia), 1421 nucleotides long. It is a transcript of the gene chrac1, whose product is annotated as chromatin accessibility complex subunit 1. Gene Ontology annotation, molecular function: protein heterodimerization activity. Bases 227 to 595 code for a protein of 122 amino acids. The transcript has 4 exons. Gene Ontology annotation, biological process: chromatin remodeling; DNA-templated DNA replication. Gene Ontology annotation, cellular component: CHRAC; nucleus. The record is from RefSeq and is a predicted model, not a curated record. Lineage: Eukaryota; Metazoa; Chordata; Actinopteri; Cichliformes; Cichlidae.
UUCUUCUGCGCUGGCGCCUGCCAUCAGUUCUUCUUCUUUGGUUUAGAUUUAGGUACAGGACUAAAUUACGCGACGCCACUGGACUGGAGGACACAACGCAGCAGGGGGCGAUGUUACAGCGUCGAGUCCGCCAGACGGUUUUAAUCUGGUCAGACGAAGAAGAAACAAACCGCGUCACAGUUCAAAACAAUACUUGGAAGUUCCGCUUGUCUCGCGCCCUGUCCUUAUGAAGAUGUCUCAAAACAGCUCAGGCAAAGACGACCAAGCAUCAGGCAGCAAAAAGCCGAUCUCUCUACCGAUAUCCAGGGUGAGGUUGAUCAUGAAGAGCUCCCCUGAUGUCUCCAGCAUCAACCAGGACGCUCUUUUCCUCACCACCAAAGCUACAGAGCUGUUUGUACAACACCUGGCUCUAUCCUCCUUCAACAACGGCUCAGGGAAGGAAACAAACACCCUGUCGUACAGCGACCUGGCCAACACCGCUCAGGAGACGGAGACUUUCCACUUUCUCACAGAUAUUCUGCCUAAGAAGAUCUUGGCUCGAGAUUACCUCAACUCUUUGGAGCAAAUGCACGAAGAAGAAGGAGCUGAUUACUGAAACAGGAGGAUGAUCCAUAUUUCCCAUCUGGACAGAUGUUAUCGCAUUUACUCUUCCAGCCUGUCGCCGAAAGCAAAGUGACCGUCAGUAAAAGACACUUGAACUCUCGAGUUCAUCUUCAGGGCUUUUGUAAAAAGUUAGAGGACGUGGAACUAAAAGCAAACUCACACGGGAUCAAUGUGAAAUCAAGUGAAGACUCAAAUUUCAACACCCCCCCAACAGUAAAUGAAGUUCAGCGACCCUUUUCUGCAAACUGACAGAUAUAUCUUGUGUGAGCUAAAGUACUGUCAUUACUAAUAUAUGAUGCAAACAGGAGUUCAGAACAAGUUGGCAUAUAAGCUUGUGUACUUAGACUGUUUAUGGAGGUUCCCGGGUAGCACUGACUUAAUUGGGCUGCUUGAUUUGCGUGCAGUGUUAUCGGAAAUGUUUCUGCAUAACUGGCCAGUACAGACUUGUUCCACGUAAGAAGCCGAGACAUGGAAAUCCAGCCCACACAGCUGGAGCGCAGAUGUCUUAGCCCCUGUGUUACUGUUGGCUUAAAAAAAAAAUGGGUGAAAACAUUAUUUUAAAGGUGCUGUGAAACAUUGAUCUCAAACUCAGAUGUGCUGUUGCUACUGUUAACCAUAUAUUUGUGUUUUGAUUUGACUGUCAAGAACUUGAAAUUUACUAGAACUGAAAAACUACAAAACAACUGAACAUGCUCUGAAGUUCAAAAUAAAAUCUCAGACUCUAACAGAUGUAAAUAUUUAAAGUGUUUCAGCUUAGACGGCAUAUUGCCCUCUGUGUAUUUACAAAUGUGUGGUUUAGAUUUGAUAUUAAAAUAAAA